AUGGCUGCAAUGGGGAAGUAUGUUUGGGCAAUUGCCGCCAAAAAAGAUAAUUUGUUUGUGAAAUGGAUUAAUAAUGUUUACUUGAUGGACAGAAACUGGUGGGAUUACCAGGCGCCUCUGGAUUGCAGUUGGUAUUGGAAGAGGUUAGUUGCUGUCAAAGAUGCUUUCAAAGCUAAGGUUGAUCUGUCUAAAUUUGCAGCUUUGAGGUAUAGCAUUAAAGCUGGUCAUGACCUUUUGUUUGAGCAAUCUCUUGCUGUUAGCUGGAGCAAAAUUGUUUGGGAUAGGUUGAGCAUUCGGAAGCAUAGGUUUGUGUUGUGGCUAGUUAUGUUGCAGAGGAUGCGUACUAAAGAUCAGCUGCAUAAGUUUCAGCCUCUAUUGGAUCAAUCUUGUCUGCUUUGUGGUGAUGAUAUUGAGAGCAUUGAUCAUCUAUUUUUUCACUGUCAUUAUAGUAGGUUCUGUUUGCAGAGGCUUAAGCAGGGGUUGGGUUGGAAUUCGGCCUCUUUAAACCUGGUGCAUUUAAUUCGUUGGAUUCAUAAAGCUAAGAGGAUGAGUGUUACUCGGAAGAGCUUCUUGUAUGCUGCGCUUGCAGCUCUUGUUUAUCACCUUUGGAGAGUUCGAAAUGAUGUGUUCUGGAACAACAAGUUAUGGCUUGUAGAUAAUACUGUACAAAGAGUAAUUAGGGAGCUUCAGGUUAGGAUCACUCUUGUAAUGCCUAAAAUGGCUAAGUCCAUAGAUAGAGAUUGGGUUUCUAAGCUCAGUACAAAUUAG
Messenger RNA from Humulus lupulus (European hop), 768 nucleotides. RefSeq lists its product as uncharacterized. Bases 1 to 768 code for a protein of 255 amino acids. The record is from RefSeq and is a predicted model, not a curated record. Lineage: Eukaryota; Viridiplantae; Streptophyta; Magnoliopsida; Rosales; Cannabaceae. The transcript has a single exon.